CAUGGCCGCUGAGGAGAAGGAUCCCCUCAGCUACUUCGCGGCCUACGGGAGCGAGAGCAGCGACGGCGGGGUGUCCUCGUCGUCGUCGUCGUCUGAGGGAGAAGGAGAGGAGGAGGAGGAGGAGGAGGAGGGUCCGGGUCGUCGGCUGCCGGGCCCCGACGAGCUGUUCCGGACCGUGUCGCGGCCCGCCUUCCUCUACAACCCGCUCAACAAGCAGAUCGACUGGGACAGGAGGGUCCUCAAGGCCCCCGAAGAGCCCCCUAAGGAAUUCAAACCCUGGAGAACAAACGCAGUACCCCCUCCCGAAACUUACAGCUUCAAAGAGAAGAAGCCCCCGCCGCCUCCGGAGCUGGAUAUGGCUAUCAAAUGGUCAAAUAUGUAUGAGGACAAUGGUGAUGAUGCCCCAAGGAAUGUCAGUAAAGUACAUUUUUUACCUCAAGAGGAAGAGCUUUUGGAGUCAGAUGAUGAAAAGGAAGAGCCAACAUCUAAAAAAUGCAAAGUAGAGACAGGAACACAGGCAAAGAAGAGGAAGUAAAGCCAACCGUGAAGUCUCAGAAGCUAGAGAGUGUUAAAACUUCCUUCCGGAAUGUGAAUAAUAACGUGCCGUCGUUGAAAUGUAUGCCUGUGAGCAGUAUCGUUGGCAGUAUUUUAUUUUCAUAAAAUACCUUCCCUUUGGAGAGCAUUCACGUUAACUGUUCUGCACCGCUAUAUUCCCCUGAAGAGUUCUUUUUUGUAUUUAAAAAUUAUAACUUUGCAAGGUAUUGUGAUUUUUUUUGUGCUUGUAAAAAUUGCAGGAGCAUUUAGCGAUCUACCUUGUGAGCCCUCACCAAGUUCCUUAAUCCCUGUACUAGGAAGCUUUUCUAAAAGAACUAUAUUUUAAAAUAAAUUGUAGAAGGUAGAAGUACUGUGUUGUAAACAGUUACGGUGCUCUUAAAUUGUAAUCAAUGUAAAUAAACCGUGGAAAUGAAAUGACUCAUUCAGUGGAACGAUUGUAUCAUGUGCAGUGAAAUUUCUAUGCUUCAAUGUUUAAGGUUUCUGGAAGGUAAGGGAUGAGGUGAGUUACGUCUAACUUAAUUUUCAGUAAUAUUUAUGACUAGACUUCAGAUUAUGUAUCUAUAGCAACAGUACUAAAAUGAAAUGUUUUCUGCCUUGAAGAGUGAAUAAAAACAAUAUUCCUUGAAAA
Molecule: messenger RNA, 1183 nt
Organism: Tachyglossus aculeatus (Australian echidna)
Lineage: Eukaryota; Metazoa; Chordata; Mammalia; Monotremata; Tachyglossidae
Gene: C4H1orf52
Product: chromosome 4 C1orf52 homolog
Exons: 3
Coding region: 2-535 (177 amino acids)
Source: RefSeq, a predicted model, not a curated record